UCUCACAGGUAGAGAGAGCGCAUCCAUUACACACGGAUAUGGCGAGUGCCGUGCAGGGGUUCGCCCUGCCCGAGUACAGCGUGCCCAUGCGAAGGCGCCAACGGCGACCCUCCCUCGACGCCGCGAGACGACACCUUCACUUCGCCGAGCCCGCGGUCACCACCAUUGACGACGAGCUCGCCGUGCCAAAGGAAAUCGUCUGCCAAGCAGCCCUAAGCGAAGGUGAAGUUUGCGACUCGUGUUACGCAGGGACGGCGGGUCUGAUACAAGUGGACGGCGUCACUUUGGACUGCAGCAGCUCGGACGAGUUGAGAGCUCUGCGCGGAAACGCGGACUCGAAUAAAAUAGAAACAGACCUGAGGGAAAUCGGUCCAAGAGAUAUAACAGAAGAGUAUCGAGUUCAGGAGGAAAGCGAAUCCGACGACGAGAGCGGGACCGAAAAUGAAGGCGAUUUGAUAUCCGACGGGGAAAUCGACGAAAUGCUUUCGGACAUUGAGGAAAAUGAUGCCCACUCAAAAAAAAUGGGUGGAAAAGCACCCUCGACCACGUCGUCCGCGUCUUCGUGCGACGGCGACUCAGUCAUUUAUCUUGGACAGAGGGACACUUUCAAAGGCGUGGAGGAAUUGGUGGUGACUGCCGAGGAGUCGCUUUGUCUUCAGGCGGCAGAAAGCGCAAGGUCCCUUGAAUUGACUGAACCGGAACAUGUGAACCCCUUUGUCAGUUUCGCACCCCCAUCCCUGGACAGGAUUCCCACGGAGCCGCUGGAAAUUGACACGCAGCAGCAUUCGCAACCGGCACAAAGAUCAAACUCCGCCGAUUCAGGUGUAUGUUCGCAACCAGAAGUGCUGGACAGGCGUUCCCCGUGCGGGGCCGCGGCCGUGUCUGCGGUCGUGGCCAUCGACUUGGGCACAACGCACAGCGGCUACGCGUACAGCGUCUGCAGAGAACCUGGCAGACAAGUGCACAUCAUGCGCCGGUGGGAAGGAGCGGACUCGGGACUGGUGAACCACAAAACGCCGACGGUGCUGUUGCUCACGCCGACGGGCGCGUUCCACUCUUUCGGCUCGGCGGCGCGCGACUUCUACCACGACCUGCCGCAGACCGAGGCUCGGCGGUGGCAGUAUUUUGAAAGGUUCAAGAUGUGUCUGCACCGUGACACGGAGUUACACCGUGACACACCAAUAGCGGCUUCCAAUGGAAAAACGCAACCUGCACUCGUAGUUUUUGCACAUUCACUCAAACACUUCAAAGAAUUCGCACUGCGAGAGUUGAGCGAGAGAUGUGGACAGAAAAAUGCGCCGGACACUUCGGACAUUCGUUGGGUGGUCACUGUGCCAGCCAUUUGGAGGCAACCGGCUCGGCAACUCAUUAGAGAGGCAGCUUAUCAGGCUGGCCUGUGUGACUCGGAAAGUGCAGAACGGCUGCUGAUCGUUUUGGAGCCAGAGGCGGCGGCUGUGCAAUGCAGAGAGCAGCUUUUGCAAGAGCAGGCACAGUUGAGUAGGAAAAAUGGCACGGCCAGAAACAUUUCUUCCAAGUCCAGCUCAAGCAGCUCUUCGGACAGCGGAAGCAACCUUUCGCUGACAGACUCGCCCGAGCCAUUGACCCCGGUUCGAUUUUUGGUGGCGGACUGUGGGGGUGGCACCGUCGAUAUUACACUGCAUGAGCUAUCAGGACGCGAUGCGACGCUAAGAGAGCUGCUGCCUGCCACUGGAGGCCCUUUUGGAGCCACAGGGGUCGACAAGGAAUUCGAGUCUUUGCUGGCGGCGCUGUUUGGCCAGGACUUGAUGGCCCAGUUCAAGGAAAAGAGGCCGGCGGCGCACACGGAGCUGCUGAUGGCGUUCGAGGGACGCAAAAGGUGCGUCGGCCCGCUCAAGGACCACCCGGCCAAUCUUUUCCCGCCGUACGCGUUCGUCGACUUUUUCAGAAAGCACUCCGGAAAGGAGGUCGAGUACGCGAUUAAGAAAAACGGCUGCAGGGACAUUACCUGGUGCCGCGACGGAGUUUUGAGAUUUCAGAGCAGCGUGAUGCUGCAAUUGUUCAAGACCACAGUGCAAAAAAUUGUUGAAUAUAUAAAAGACGUGCUGGAAGAUCCGAUUUUGAGUGAUGCGCCGGCCCAGUUCCUGUUUCUCGUUGGAGGGUUUUCAGAUUCCGAGGUUUUGCAAAAGGCUAUAAAGGACGAGUUUGGCUCUCAAAUUCAAGUUAUUUCUCCACAGCCCUCCUCCCUGGCAACAUUACGAGGCGCCGUUCUGUACGGGCUCGACACAAACGUGAUCAGCGCGAGACGAGCGAAGCACUCGUACGGGGUGGGGGUUCUGAAGAAAUUUAUGCCAGGACUUCAUCCAGCAAGCAAAUUGGUCAUAUCGAAGGACGGGCAGCGGUGGUGUGCAGACGUGCUGGACUGUUUUGUCACCGCGGGACAGAGUUUGAGUCCCGGACACGCUGAGACGCGACGAUACGUAGCCGCGAGUUCAGGGCAAAGAGCGGCCGUUUUAAAUAUUUAUUGUGCAAGUACGCAGCCUACACCUGGGAAACCACAGUACGUGACCGACGAAGGCGUCACUCGAUGUGGGACCCUAACUCUCAGCUUGGAGGAUGAGAAUGAAAACAUUUACGCAGACCCUCAUCAACUUGGCAUGGGCCGAAUCGACCCCAUGGAACCCCAUGGCAACUCGUCAGAGCCAAGAGUUGCCAGUGCAAGACGAGAAGUGAACGCGCACAUGUUCUUUUCCGGCAACGAAUUGGUCGUCUCUGCGAUCGACACAGCAACUGGAAAGUGCGUCCGCGCAGACGUGGAUUUCCUCGCAGGGGAUUAACUUUUGUACACAAACUUAUUGUAAAUUUUAUAAAAUAAAAGUUGGAUAUAGUCAU
This is a messenger RNA of Neocloeon triangulifer, 2868 nucleotides long. Its product is annotated as heat shock 70 kDa protein 12A-like. Bases 39 to 2813 code for a protein of 924 amino acids. Lineage: Eukaryota; Metazoa; Arthropoda; Insecta; Ephemeroptera; Baetidae. The record is from RefSeq and is a predicted model, not a curated record. The transcript is spliced from 14 exons.